GGUGCAGCGCACUCGUUUUCAUGGCGCGUCAAAAGUCCUGAGUUGGUGUUGAUUUUGCUGCUUUCUUCUGAAUUUGCAUGUUAUCUAUCUCAAUAACUUACAAUGAGCUUGUUUGGUACAAGUUCUGGAUUUGGGGCUGGAGGCACAGGUGUUUUUGGCAACACCACGACAGACAGUCAUAAUCCAAUGAAGGAUGUUGAAGUGACGUCCCCACCCGAUGACAGCAUAAGCUGCUUGGCCUUUAGCCCUCCAACGUUGCCUGGAAACUUCUUGAUUGGUGGCUCUUGGGCCAAUGACGUGAGAUGCUGGGAGGUUCAGGAUAACGGCCAGACGGUCCCUAAAGCUCAGCAGAUGCACACGGGCCCUGUGCUGGAUGUCUGCUGGAGUGAUGAUGGAGGUAAAGUCUUUACAGCCUCCUGUGACAAAACUGCUAAGAUGUGGGAUCUGAACAGCAACCAGGCCAUGCAGAUAGCACAACAUGAAGGUCCAAUCAGGACAAUCCACUGGAUAAAAGCCCCAAACUACAGCUGUGUCAUGACGGGUAGUUGGGACAAGACACUGAAAUUUUGGGACACUCGCUCUCCAAACCCCAUGAUGUCCCUGCAGAUGCCAGAGAGAUGUUACUGUGCUGAUGUGGUGUAUCCUAUGGCUGCGGUGGCCACUGCAGAACGAGGGCUAAUUGUGUACCAGCUGGAGAAUCAGCCAUCUGAGUUCCGGCGUAUAGAUUCACCUCUGAAACAUCAGCACCGCUGUGUGGCCAUCUUUAAGGACAAACAAAAUAAACCUACUGGAUUUGCACUGGGCAGUAUUGAGGGGCGAGUGGCCAUUCACUACAUUAACCCACCCAAUCCCGCCAAGGAUAAUUUCACCUUCAAGUGCCAUAGAUCUAAUGGAACAAACACCACCACACCCCAGGAUAUUUACGCUGUCAAUGCCAUUGCUUUCCAUCCCGUGCACGGCACGUUGGCCACGGUGGGCUCUGAUGGUCGCUUCAGUUUCUGGGACAAGGAUGCUCGCACGAAGCUGAAAACCUCUGAGCAGCUUGAUCAGCCAAUCACAGCUUGCUGUUUUAACAACAACGGCAACAUCUUUGCCUACAGCUCCAGCUAUGAUUGGUCCAAGGGACAUGAGUACUACAACCCCCAGAAGAAGAACUACAUUUUUCUGCGAAAUGCCGCUGAGGAACUCAAGCCUCGAAACAAGAAAUGAUCCUGUCAAGCUGUUGCAUCUCGGAAGACCUGCUUUAGCAUGUAAAUAUGGGGGAAAUUGAGAGACCGUCUUAUGGCCAACAUCUGGACCAAUGACAUGGCAUUGCAUACAUUGUAUGGACCAAUCAGAAAGGGCCAGCUACUCCUACACGAUGGUGAUGACAGCAAAUUGCUUUUGCCCUGCACGAGAGAAGCCAUGUUUUAGUGUUCUUGGUGUAUGUGAUUGUUUUUUGCUGUCUUUCAUAACUGCAGCUUUUUUAUUUCUUUUUUUUCACGGUUCCACCACUUCUUUGCUGUCAUAACAUGGUGUAGAUUGAAAUACUAAUAAAUGUUUCAAGGACUCUG
Ictalurus punctatus (channel catfish) is the source of this 1553-nucleotide messenger RNA. RefSeq names its product ribonucleic acid export 1 (gene rae1). Gene Ontology annotation, molecular function: ubiquitin binding; RNA binding. Gene Ontology annotation, cellular component: nuclear pore. The record is from RefSeq and is a predicted model, not a curated record. Lineage: Eukaryota; Metazoa; Chordata; Actinopteri; Siluriformes; Ictaluridae. Gene Ontology annotation, biological process: transcription-dependent tethering of RNA polymerase II gene DNA at nuclear periphery; RNA export from nucleus. Bases 103 to 1209 code for a protein of 368 amino acids. The transcript has 13 exons.